GAGCUGCGCGCCGAUUGGCCGGCGAGCCGCAAAGGCACCUCGCGCUUCCCCAUCCCUUUUGGUUUUGAUGCGACACACUUCUCUCUCUCUCCUCUUUUAUUUCAGUUUGCAACAACGCUAACGCUGGCUAAAUCACAGCCUCGAAGGCCUCUUUAAUACCGCGUCUGCAUUUAUCCAGCCUAAAAACCAGACGCGAUGACGGAGGCGGAGGAGAUAAAAGAGAAGCAACAACCACCCGCAUCCAGCAACGGAUUUCCGAUGGAGGCCUCCUGCAGUGAAGACGCGUUCGAUCACACGUACCAGGAGAAGCAAGGCCCCAAGCCGCCCAGGAUCGUCGUGUGGAGGAACGUUAUCCUCAUGACCCUGUUGCAUAUAGGCGCCAUGUACGGCGUCCUCCUCAUCCGCACCGCCGCGCUCGCUACGCUGCUCUGGUCCGUGCUUUGCUUUUUGAUAAGUGCUUUAGGAGUAACGGCAGGCGCUCACCGCCUAUGGAGUCACAGGUCCUACAAGGCCACUCUACCUUUAAGGAUUUUUCUGGCUGUAGCCAACUCCAUGUCCUUCCAGAAUGAUAUUUACGAGUGGGCCCGCGACCACAGAGUCCACCACAAGUACUCUGAGACGGACGCUGACCCGCACAACGCCGUGCGCGGCUUCUUUUUCGCCCACAUCGGCUGGCUGCUGGUGCGCAAACACCCUGACGUCAUCGAAAAGGGACGCAAGCUAGAGCUUCAUGACCUGCUGGCUGACAAGGUGGUCAUGUUUCAGAGGAAGCACUACAAGCUGUCGGUGCUGCUCAUGUGCUUCUUCGUGCCCAUGUUCGUGCCUUGGUACUUCUGGGGCGAGUCCCUGUGGGUGGCCUACUUUGUGCCAGCGCUUCUGCGCUACACACUGGUGCUCAACGCCACCUGGCUGGUCAACAGUGCCGCUCACAUGUGGGGCAACCGGCCGUACGACCAGAGCAUCAACCCUCGCGAGAACAAGUUUGUCACAUUCAGCGCUAUAGGUGAAGGAUUCCACAACUACCACCACACAUUCCCAUUUGACUACGCUACAAGCGAGUUCGGCUGCAAGUUAAACCUGACCACCUGCUUCAUCGACUUCAUGUGCUUCCUGGGGCUCGCCAAGGACCGCAAGCGAGUAUCUCACGAGAUGGUGCUAGCGCGAGCACAGCGCACAGGAGACGGCAGCUACCGCAGUGGCUAGUGGUAAAAGAAAAAGAACACCCAGACCUCGCCGAGCUUGAAACGGAAAAUAAAAACCUCCACGAGUCCUUUUUUUGACGGCGUUUCAUCUUUUCAUCCACAAAAUGGAGGCUAUAACGGCUUCACGGUGGGCCUCAACCACAUUUUUGCUUGUUUUUGUGGUUUUCGUAGCUGUAACUAAAAUUUGUGAAGCUGAUCAAAAAGAACAAAAUACACGAUUUAGCUAAGCUCUCAGCCUUUUAACACGCAGUCAGGCUUCGGUCUACGGUAAAAGUGUGUUGGAUUCGAUGUGAAUUCAUUUGGAAAAAAGUCAAUCUUUGCUGUGUGUAGUCAAAGGUUGCUCAUGUAGCCAAUUUGGUUUAUAUUUUCUUACGCAGUUAAUAAUCCUGUAAAAAAGUCAUUUGGUUAAAACAACCCAAACAUUUGAGCUGACUGGUUGGUCUCAUGACGACAACCAAAGCAAACGUUAUGAAAUUUAAAGAUCAAGCCGUUUAUCUAGUGCCAUUUUUUUUUAGUGCGCUUUGUGGACGUUUUGGAUAUUCUCGUGGCGUACGUGGCUUCGCUUCCUCUCUCGCGACGUUUUUAUGCAACAUCUCUUCACCGGUCGAUGUAGCAGCCGGGUCAUAUGACCAUCUGGCCAUUCAUGCAUGAUGAGGAUGAUGAUACACUACGUGUUGUCUGUGAGCGGCGUAAACCUCAACCCCCUUUCGAGCGUCGGGUUUUACAGAAUGCUUCUAUGAUCUUAUUUAUGUAUUUAUUAUUGCGUUCUUUUUGGUACCGGUUAAGCGUUGCUCUGAUCAGAACCGUUAGCCUUGGAAAACUCUUUUGUAAAUUGUAUCUGGAAUUGGAGCGCCUGUUUAUUUUGUCCCCCUCUACCAUCUUCUAGAGUCAGGAAACUACCAAAUGCCUUAUGACUUGCAUCCAUUCCUGAUCGUCAAACCCGUUCUGUCCCGACAACUAUCGGAUUAGAUCAAUUGAAACUAAAGUCCAUGUUUACAGAAGCAUAGUUGGUGUUGCAAUUAAAGGUAGCACUUAACACUGGAGAAAAAAAUGUCUUCUACCAAAUGCUCACAUACGAAAUUGUCCCCGACCCCAAUGUCUUUCUUCCAACGAAUGUGCCAAUUUAUUAACGAUGCCACACGCCGUUCAAGCCGCCCCACCCCCGAAAUUAAUGAUGUUGCUCCUAUAGUGACGAGAAGGAUUUCAAAAAGGUUGGAAGUUUUGAAUUGUUUUGUCAACUGCUCAGUUCAGAAAUAAAAGUUCACAAUAUUUUCAA
Messenger RNA from Corythoichthys intestinalis (scribbled pipefish), 2478 nucleotides. RefSeq names its product stearoyl-CoA desaturase (delta-9-desaturase) (gene scd). Gene Ontology annotation, cellular component: endoplasmic reticulum membrane. Gene Ontology annotation, biological process: response to fatty acid; monounsaturated fatty acid biosynthetic process; unsaturated fatty acid biosynthetic process. Gene Ontology annotation, molecular function: iron ion binding; stearoyl-CoA 9-desaturase activity; palmitoyl-CoA 9-desaturase activity. The record is from RefSeq and is a predicted model, not a curated record. Bases 196 to 1203 code for a protein of 335 amino acids. The transcript is spliced from 6 exons. Lineage: Eukaryota; Metazoa; Chordata; Actinopteri; Syngnathiformes; Syngnathidae.